AUGUUGUCCAGAGUAAUGUUUAGACGUGGUUUGGUAGGUGCCCGCGGGAUUGGCGGUGCGCGGAGGUCGCUUGUGUCGGUGACGCAGACGCAGACGAGGUUGCAGGCAAGGUUGCAGUCGCGGCUGCAGCCCCUGCGCAGCGUUCAGAUCCGGAAGUAUUCCGAGCACGCGGAUGAGGAGACGUUUGAGGAGUUUACUGCGCGGUUCGAGAAGGAGUUCGACGAGGCUUACGAUUUGUUCGAGGUGCAGCGAGUGCUGAACAACUGUUUCUCGUACGACCUGGUGCCCGCGCCUGCUGUCCUGGAGAAGGCGCUGCGGGCAGCGCGCAGGGUCAAUGACCUGCCCACCGCGGUGCGCGUCUUCGAGGCCCUCAAGUACAAAGUCGAGAACGAAGAUCAGUACAAGGCGUACCUCGAGGAACUUAAGGAUGUCAGAUCCGAAUUGGGCGUCCCACUGAAGGAGGAGCUCUUCGACCCAGAAACGACAGUACAGAACCCAUCGAAUUGA
Huiozyma naganishii CBS 8797 is the source of this 507-nucleotide messenger RNA. It is a transcript of the gene COX6, whose product is annotated as cytochrome c oxidase subunit VI. Bases 1 to 507 code for a protein of 168 amino acids. Gene Ontology annotation, biological process: mitochondrial electron transport, cytochrome c to oxygen. The transcript has a single exon. The record is from RefSeq and is a predicted model, not a curated record. NCBI's taxonomy places the organism in Eukaryota, Fungi, Ascomycota, Saccharomycetes, Saccharomycetales, Saccharomycetaceae. Gene Ontology annotation, cellular component: mitochondrial inner membrane.